Molecule: messenger RNA, 3044 nt
Organism: Hydractinia symbiolongicarpus
Lineage: Eukaryota; Metazoa; Cnidaria; Hydrozoa; Anthoathecata; Hydractiniidae
Exons: 5
Coding region: 2099-2671 (190 amino acids)
Source: RefSeq, a predicted model, not a curated record
AGUGCUAGCUAGAGCCUCACAUCAGUGCUGGCUAGCUACAUAUCAGUGCUAGCUAGCUUCACAUGCAGUGUGGUAGCUACCUACACAUCAGUGCUAGCUAGCUAUAGAUAGAUAUAUGUGCAUAUUUUACAUGAUGGCUAGCCUCACAAAUAUCGAGGGAUUACCCUGUCUAUUAUUUCCAGGAGGGGCCAUGGCUUAGAUGGAGAGUCCUAGAGUAUUUAAUGCUCGUUUUGAGCUACGCAGACCCAAUUAGGACCCGCUCUCUACUAGACAACUCCCGGCAACAUCCAACGGCCCACACAGUGUGCCAUCUCCCCAAUUUCCCUCACAUGGCUUGGGUUAAUCCGGGGCAACCUGCCCGGGGCUAUGGUAACAUUCACUUGUCCAUGUUGAAUCGCCGUCAAGAGGAAUCGAACCCCGGUCUCCCGCACAGAGUACGAGAGCUAUAACCACUGAUCUACGGCACCAUUAACCACUAAUCUACGGCACCAUUAACUACUAAUCUACGGCGCCAUACAUCAAUGGAUGCUAGCUACCUGGCUACACACGUCAGUGUUGGCUAGCUACCUCUAGUUUUAGCCAGUUGAGAAAGGUGCACAAUGUGCAGUAUUAAUUGCUAUGGUUGUGAAGCAACAACAAAGAUAAAAACAUGCUACUCAUAGAAGUAUAUUUCUCUUGUUUCAUGUUAACUACACUUGAGUUUGGGGAAAGGGGGUAGGAUGUUCGGUUUGGUGUACCAAACAGUAUCGAGGAGCCUUAAACCAGAUGCGUGUGUUUCCAACCUUACCACCAUUAAAUUUAAGCAUAUCACCAAUGAUACAGUAAUGUUGCUGAUUCUUUGGAACUUUUUGUUUAAUCACAUGAUACUGAUGUAAACAAAGUCUGUCGCACCUUAGCUUCUUGUUUACUCAAAAUAAGAAUUCUCGGCAUGCUUCCACAGCAUCCAUUAUCCAUUUACUGUUCUUAUUGUGCUUCUUAGAGGUAGCGUGCACACUCAUGGCGUAAACCUCCACAUUUUUUUUUCAACAUGCUUUAGACAUUUUUUCAUAGCAAUUUGAAAAAAUUUUUUUGUUCACUAAUCAGGUCAUUUCACUGGAUCAUUGUGCAUAAAGCUGAAAUUGUUUAUGUUUUAACAUAUUAAAAAAGUUUGUUCGGUCAAAACUAAACAAACUUUAUUAAUAAAGAAGAAGUUUUUUAAAAGCUAUUCGCAGAUUCUCUUUGUUAACUCAUUGUACCUCCAAACUUGUUUCUCAUUUGUUGAAACGAAUGCUCAUGUUGAUCUCACAUGUUUUUUGUCACGUUUGUCACAUUCUAUUUAAACAGUAUUUUUAGGUGUGACUAAUCUCUCAGGGGCAUAUUAUCUAGUGAUUGUGUUGUAAUGUUGUUAUGAAAUCAAUCAAAGUUUUUGCACAGUUGUAAUUUUUUAUGCAAACAACACUAAUCAAGUUAAAACUGCAAUAUAAUGAAAUGUUCUGUAUUUUUAUAUUUAGUAACAAUGAUAGCAAUAAAAGUCUGUGCCGGUUGGAAUUCUGGGUGAAAUCAGUAUGGAUAUUUUCUUUAAAAUAGAACUUGCUGGAUAACAUCGCAUGAUCUGUAAGAUUGAAAUCUAAUAGCAAAAACCAACCAUUGUACAAUGUUUAAACUAACUUUCAUGCGUGAUAAAAUUGUUUAGAAGAUUAUCAGAGCUAAUUGGAACCGUGACCUGUAAUAGAUAUUAAAACAGAGCAUACACAAUGGGAAGAAAUUAUUAUUGAAGACUUUUUUAUUUUGUAUUUGGUGGAUUAUGGUUUUACAUUUUAUUUAUGCGGAAUUCUUUUUAUUGUAAUAUGUUUCCUCAAAUAACUAUUUUUUAGCCAUAUAUAUGUUAGUUAUUACAGUUACACGGUUAUGUACUUUACACCAUCAUAUUUUAACUGUUUCUAUUAUCUAAAAGACAACGUUUUGUAAAUUGUUUUUCUGUUAAACCACGAAAAACAGUAUUUUGAUAAAAACUUAUUGCUUGUUUUUUUUUAAAUUAUUGUAAUGUCUGGUUGCACCAAACGUUCCUUUCUCAAGUCUGAUUAUUUUUGAUUUUAUAAGAUUUUAGCAGUUACCUAAAAUGCCAUUUAGCCAAAAAGGUGUUGCAGCAAAAAAGAGGUGUCAGGAAUGUGGAGAGGAGAAUGCUCCUGCUAAGAAAAAGUGUCAUAAAUGUCAACACAUUUUUACUGUGAAGGGUGAUAAACCCAGUGGCAAUAAAUCCUGCAACCUUUUUCGUGCCAAAAAGAAAAUAAAAUCUGUCUCAGCUGACAUGGCUCGUAUUCUAAACUACGACGUUCUUAACAUUUUUGCAUCAAAGAAAAAUGGACGUACGUAUGUCGACGUGCAGCCAUGCGCAAAAUUUAAGGCAAUAUUGUUAGACCCAAACACAAACAAGGUGAACACUCAUGGGAAAGCCUUGCUAGAUUUCUUAAAAGGAAUUUAUUCCCAGCAUGUGACAGCUACAACAUCCGCACCAAAGUCAGCCAAAAAUUUGGUUAGUCAGGAAGAAGAGACUGACGAAGAAGACCUAACAAAUGAGACGCCUGAUUUUCAGGAAACGAUGGACCGGAAUAGCGACGACGACAGUGAUAAUGAUGACAGGGAUGGUGUUGGAAAUGCAUUUAACCUUUUUCAACCAAUCAGCGUGAAUUAGGAUUAUUUAGAUUUGAUAUCACUUUUAUAUUUUGUAUCAGAUUGGAAGAUUUUUAACUUUUUUAGCUUUUUAGCUUAGCUUUUUUAGUCAUUGUCAACAAGAAUGCUGACUUUUAACUGUGUUGGGCAAUAGAUUUUUAUGUAAAAUUAUUAUCUAGCAGGAUUAUUUAUAACAUAUCUUUUAUUUGCCAUAUAUAACGUUUUUAUGUGUAUAUAUGUAUAUUUAUUUUAUACAUACAUGCGCUCGCUCAUUAUCGCUGUACAUUGUUGGAAUGUAUAUUUAUAUAUUUUUGUUUAUGUAUCUAUGUUGAAGAUGAUAUUAUUUUACCUGUAAAUAACUAAAGUAUAGAAAGAUAUUUAUACAAUCAAAAUUA